Aspergillus fumigatus Af293 is the source of this 960-nucleotide messenger RNA. RefSeq names its product transcription factor domain-containing protein. Gene Ontology annotation, molecular function: carboxy-lyase activity. The record is from RefSeq and is a predicted model, not a curated record. The transcript has a single exon. NCBI's taxonomy places the organism in Eukaryota, Fungi, Ascomycota, Eurotiomycetes, Eurotiales, Aspergillaceae. Bases 1 to 960 code for a protein of 319 amino acids.
AUGCUCAACAGGUGGGCAAUGGCUUUUCAGAACAGUCAUUUCUCCUUGUCAUACGAUCGACCGUCGAUCACGAUGGUCAGUCAGCCGGAAAUUCCUUAUGAUCCCAAAUCGAUGCCUGGUCAUCGAUCGUAUUUUGAGACGCUUUGCCGGCUAGUUUCUGUCAUUCUGGAAAUGCUGCGCAUGCGAAUGUAUCCGCAUCAUGCUCAACUGCGAUACCAUGAGAUUAGAGAGUAUAAGCAGCGAUUCGGACGGAUCAUUGCCGAAGGUGCCCCGCAUUUACGCUCUCCCGACCAUUGCGCCACUCUGGCGGAUCAUAUCGAGCGGACAGAGUUGCGUCUACACUCGUCGUACUAUCUCUCCGUUAUUUGUCGCGUUUCGUUAGACCCGGAUGCACAUCUGGACGACGAGCGGCGGGCAAUAAUUCGCGAGGAUUGUCUGACGAGCCUGAUGAACACAAUCGACGCAUUUGUCGAGCUACAUUCAUUCAACCCGUACUGUUCCCGGACUUGGAUCAGCCUGCAGCGCACAAUCGCGUCUGCCUUUCUGCUGGUUGCACAUCUCGAGGACCGAUAUCGCGCUCGAGCGUGUAACCUCAUUCGGAGGCUUGAACUUGUCCUGACGGAUCAUGUGUACGCCGGAGGGCAAGAGGAUCAAAACAGCCAGUCAGAGUCUGCAAAACAUCUUGCCUCGUCACUCCGUGCCCUCCGGCAAAUCGGCGCUGCAUUGAGUGCUAAGGAACCCGAAGGAUUGGGCGCGGGCUCCGAACCCACCAACACGGUUUCCAGCAUCACCGCUCCGAUGCUGAUUCCUGUGUCCUCGCCGUCGGUCACUCUCGGCACCACAGGAGCUCAGUUCUCUGAAAAUGUUCCUGGGCCGCAGGAGAAGAGCAUGCGUACCAUCCUCGACAGCGUAUCCGACGUGAUGUUAUUUCCCAGUAUGGGCAUGGGAACAAAUUUAUGA